This is a messenger RNA of Neltuma alba, 1382 nucleotides long. Its product is annotated as trihelix transcription factor ASIL2. The transcript has 2 exons. Lineage: Eukaryota; Viridiplantae; Streptophyta; Magnoliopsida; Fabales; Fabaceae. The coding region runs from base 184 to 1107 and encodes 307 amino acids. Gene Ontology annotation, molecular function: transcription cis-regulatory region binding. The record is from RefSeq and is a predicted model, not a curated record. Gene Ontology annotation, cellular component: nucleus.
UCCCGCACGGUGAUCGGCUAUCGUCGUACAUUGGCGUUGGCAAGUUCCGGAGUCGGACUAACCAUAUUGUCUGACCUGAGAACCAUUCCUUCCUACCACCGCCGGCAGUUCUAACUAAAAGCAUAACCGCACCGCCUACGCUCCUCCAAUCGCGCCCUACCGCACCUCGGCACUGCGUCACUCAUGGACUCCCUCACGGGAGCUCUGUCGCCCUCCUCCACUGCUCCGUCUCGGUCGUCGCCGUUUCCCGGUCGGGAAGACUGCUGGAGUGAGGACGCCACCUUCACUCUCAUCGAUGCUUGGGGUGAACGUCACCUUGAGCUCAAUCGAGGAAACCUCCGUCAGAAGCAUUGGCAAGAGGUCGCCGACGCCGUUAACGCCAAUCAUGGCCACGUCAAGAAGGCGCGCCGCACUGACGUUCAGUGCAAAAACCGCAUCGACACUCUGAAGAAGAAGUACAAGAUCGAGAAGAACAAGGUCAUCGAUUUCGACGGGAACUAUACUAGCCCUUGGCCCUUCUUCGCUCGCCUUGACGCUCUCAUAGGCGAUACGUUUCCAGUUAAGAGACUUCCGCCGGCGAUCGACAGUAGCCGCCGUAGCUCCCCUCCGGCAAAGUCUCCGGCGUGGGUAACCUCACAGGUGCCUGUCGGCCCCCGAUCCGGCACUCAGAAACGGCCGGCGUUGCCGGCUCCGGUGCCGGCGAGCAUGAAAGACCCGUCUUUCCGUCGGAAAUUCUCAGCUUUCGCAGCGGCAGCUGCAGCAGCGGCGGAGGCAGGGGAUGCAGACAGUGACGAUUCGGAUGAGUCAAGGUCAAGUAGUGCCACUGGAAGUAAAAAGAGAGGUAGAGAAAGGGAGAAAAACAGGGAAAGCGAUAGGGAUUCAGAAUUCGGGUACAGAGAGCUGGCACAAGCAAUAGAGAGGUUUGGGGAGAUAUACGAGAGAGUAGAGGCGGCGAAGCAAAGGCAAAUGGUGGAGUUAGAGAAACAGAGGAUGCAAUUUGCUAAGGAUUUGGAGUACCAGAGGAUGGAGCUUUUCAUGGAAACGCAGGUUCAGCUUCAAAAAAUCAAACGCGCCAAGCGAUCUUCUCAGACUGACAGUUUCUCGUAGUAAGUGGUGAUGGAGAAUCUUGCAGGGAGAAAAAAAUAUAGAAUUUAGCUUUGAAUAUGAAAAAUAUAGAUUCUCUUUUUGGAAAGAAAGGAAUCUGAGAAAGGUAUUUUUGGGUCAGCUUUGGAUGUACCUAUUUAUAUAGUAGUUACCCUUGUGAAGUAAAUUUAGUGUCUUUGUCACUGGCUGAGGAUUAGCGGAGGAUAUAAUGAACAACGAGGCCCUUCAAGGCUCACUCAAAUGAAAAUUUCAUUUCUUAAUUUGACAUAUAUUUUCAA